UUUCCGAAAAGAGACCUAGAUCAUAACUAAAACUCCUUCUCUAAAGUCCUUCUUUACUGCAUUAAAUUAAAUUCCCAGUAGGUGACGCUCUCUGCCAACACGGAGCACAACCCUGCAAUGGGGAGGCACACGUUGACUUGAGUCUAACGACUCCCAUCUCGUCAUCAUUUGUAACCAUAGAGCAUGAAUUACCUCUUGAAGUCAUCAGUGAGAAUUUACGACUGGUCAACAAAAGCACGUGAUUCUCAAACGCACCCCCACCCCCAUAUUUGGCCGCAUACAUAGCAAAAACGAAGUACAGUGCAUUGCUAUAAUUCAUUAAUACAUCAUAAAUCGUGAAGCACAGCGUUAUAACGACCAAGAUCUACAAAUCAAGCCCUCUAAAACAACCUAAAUGAGCUCUUACUUUGUAAACUCGUUCUCAGGGCGCUACCCAAAUGGCCCCGACUAUCAGUUACUAAAUUAUGGAACUAGCAGCAGCGCUAUGAACGCCUCGUACAGGGACUCCGGCACCAUGCAUUCGGGCUCGUACGGCUACAACUACAAUGGGAUGGACCUGACCGUCAAUCGUUCAUCCAAUACGGGCCACUUUGGGGCUGUUGGGGAUAACUCCCGGGGUUUCCAGUCUCCCGCUCCGGAGACACGGUUCAGGCAGCCGUCAAGCUGCUCGCUGGCGUCCCCGGAGCCGCUGCCGUGCUCCAACAGCGAGAGUCUGGGACCCAAAUGCUCCUCGCCUUCCGACCAGAGCGCCUGCACGACGGGAAGUAACCUCACCAACACCACACAUUUCACUGAAAUAGACGAGGUGAGCGCUUCCUCCGAGACCGAGGAGGGCACCCAUAGAGCCAGCGCCAACCCCGCCGCCCGGACGCAGCAGAAGCAAGAGUCCACAGCAACCUCCACCACCACGGCAUCGAGCGAUGGCCAAGCACCACAGAUAUUCCCUUGGAUGCGGAAACUGCACAUUAGCCAUGAUAUGACUGGACCGGACGGCAAAAGGGCCCGAACAGCAUACACUCGCUAUCAGACGUUAGAGCUGGAAAAGGAGUUCCAUUUCAAUAGGUACCUUACCCGGAGGAGGAGAAUAGAGAUAGCCCACGCGCUGUGCCUCUCAGAACGGCAAAUAAAGAUCUGGUUCCAAAACCGAAGGAUGAAAUGGAAAAAGGACAAUAAACUGAAGAGCAUGAGUCUGGCUACUGCAGGUAACGCUUUCCAGCCAUAGACGUCACGCAAGUAAAUAAUACAAUACGUUGGGUGAAAAGAAUACACACAUUCAAAAUAGUUUUUAAAAACACUAUAACUGAGUACUGUACAACGCGGCAUCUUUUGGCAUGUUGUUGAUGUUUUAGGGCAACUUAACUUAUACUGUUGUACUGCUUCUAUAAAAAACAGUUCAUAUUCAUAUUCAUAUGUUGUUGUCUUUUAAUACAACAGUGAUUAUUGUUUGGAGGGGAAAAAAAGAAAAAUAGCUAUCAAUGCCGCCCGUUGUUAUUGUUAUAAAUAUCGUUUAUGUGUCAAGUGCUAUGUUACUGCUUUCUUGAAAGUUGGCAUAUGAGCUCUUAAAUGUUAUAACUUAUUUACAAACUAUAACGAAUAUACUUUUGAGUUUACAUCUUUAGAGACUCCUCUGCCCAAACAUGAAGUUAAGCUAUUUUAGACAGGCCCCUGUAUUGCUUUCAGCAGAAGUCUCGGUGUGUUAUAUAUGAUCACCUUCAUGUUUUCAUACCAUUGUUUGAAUCAUUUCUUUGGAUUUUUGUCAUGUGUUUAAAUUACUCAUUUAUUUUUUGAAAAAAGGAAACUUGUAUAAAAAAUCUUGACUAGAAUUCCUGUAUCCGUUCAUACGUUUGUAUAGUUAUAUUCCAAAUGUAAUUGUAUAUUAUUGGAUCAUGCUUAUGUUCCAGAAAGGAUGUAUAUAUUAGACAUUUUUAAUGUGACCAAUUGGCUAUUUGUAUUGGGCAGAGUGAAUGACAAGUGUGUGGGGAAAAUGACAAUUGUCAUGUCGGACUGCCUGUAAGCAUUUGCCAAUAAGCUUUUUGUAUUUGUUUGUAGCUUACCUUGGAGUACAAAAUAAAGUUCCUCAUACUCAGACCAAA
This is a messenger RNA of Oncorhynchus nerka (sockeye salmon), 2093 nucleotides long. RefSeq names its product homeobox B5a (gene hoxb5a). Lineage: Eukaryota; Metazoa; Chordata; Actinopteri; Salmoniformes; Salmonidae. Gene Ontology annotation, molecular function: RNA polymerase II cis-regulatory region sequence-specific DNA binding; DNA-binding transcription factor activity, RNA polymerase II-specific. Gene Ontology annotation, biological process: regulation of transcription by RNA polymerase II; anterior/posterior pattern specification. Gene Ontology annotation, cellular component: nucleus. The record is from RefSeq and is a predicted model, not a curated record.